AUGCUGCCGUCAUCGCUGUGGUGCGACUUAUUCCUCCUCACUGGAGUGCUUGCUGACCUUCUCGUGGCUCCUCGAGUUGUCAACAGCGUUAAUUAUGAUGAUUACACCCUACUAUGCGCCGACGGUAUCCCACUGCUUAUGGAGGAUCAUCGGCCUCGACCGUGUCAACCUCGGCCAUGGCUGCGCGAGCAGAAAUGCCCCGCCGGUUUUUGGUGUCACGAAGGUGAAGACGAGUCGAGCUAUUAUUGCUGUCCGGCGAAUAGAAAAUUAGCAAACCGGUGUCAUUUGCCACCAGCCACUGGUCAUGGAAAUAAGGCAAUGAGACGGUUCUACUAUGAUUGGACUGACGACGGCUGCCAUGAACUAAAUUAUACUGGUAUUGGAGGCAAUGAGAAUAGUUUCACGAGCUAUGACCAAUGUGAGAAAGCAUGUCGAGGAAUUGGAGAGCCUUCUGUCAAAUUUCCGAAAGAUGCGAAUCUUCUUAAAAAUAAAAAAGUCAACAAGUCGUCCACAAAAAUUCCUGCGAUAAGACCUAAAGAGGGGACCAGGACAGCACUGGUUUCAAGUACAACAGCAUCAACUCCCAUUGCCGCUGUUACCAUGAAUGCAUUGAAAUUGACUACCACAAUUCCUGCAGCUUUCCCUACCGGUUCUACAACUCCAAGAACGAGUACAGAACCAGUGGAGUUUACCACGAUCACAUCAGAAAUUCCGGAGCCUAUCACAUCGCCACUCACCACUGGUAACGAACUUGAGGAUAUGACAACUCGAUGGAUCGGAACAAAUCCUUGCGAGCUACCCAUGGAUGCGGGCUAUUCAGGAGGGACGGCGCAGAAAAUGUGGUACUUCGACGUAUCCACAAUGACCUGCCAACCGUUCACAUUUCUUGGAUCUGACGGCAAUGCGAAUAGAUAUUCUAGCAAGCAAGAAUGUCAAAAAGUAUGCGGAAGCGGAUUUUCUGGAAAGCCAUCACCAGCUGUUUGCGAUCUGCAGCCGCAAUUUGGAAAUGGUACUUACAAGAUACCUCGAUAUUUUUACGACCAGUUGACGAAACACUGCGAGCUUUUCUUCUACUCCGGUGAGGGAGGAAACGAAAAUCGCUUUUUGAGGAAACAAAAAUGCGAACGAUAUUGUCUAAGAAAGAAUAGAAAAUACAGCACUCAUGCAAUCACAACGACGAUGAGUACCAGACCAGCAACGAGGAUAGUCCAAGAAUUGCAAGCGUCACGAGAAAUGCCAUGUGAAACCUCAACUACAAUCGCUACGACAAUACCUCCGACACAAACUACUACUCAACCAGCAGCUACGAUAACUUUUACGACUGCUUCUUCUACCGUAUCCACUGAAUCUGCAACUGAAGCAACUACUUCGCAUCCAUAUCCGACAUUGAUAACGUUCCCUAAAGAGUUCAUUCCACCAUUCCCGCAGUUCACCUUCGAGCCUAUCGACCUUGUCCCGACGACUACUGCUCCAACUCCUCUUAACUCUGAGGGACCCAUCAAACCAAAUGAGCUGGUCGACUCCCUUUUUGAGCAUUUGAUGGCAUCGACUCCACCUGCACCAGUUUUCACUUCACCUACCCCAUCCGUGGAAUCCACGAAAAAAUCACAAUUCCCAUCUUUGAUCAUUGUACCAAAGGACUGGGAAUACAGCAAAUACAGUGGCAGCAGUGAGAUUCUGGGUGCCGCUACAGUAACGGCCACACCUUUAAAGCAGUACUCGCUUCCAUGGAGGAUUCAAUCACCAUUUGAAAAAGGCAUAAAACCCGCUUUGCCGGUUAUGAGUGUCGUGCAAACCCGAGUAGAAACUCCCAUGCUGCCAGCUUACCCUGUCGUUGCUUCGGGAGCUUCCCUUAGGAUUGGUGGUGACUCCAAUGCUGCGAUUGGCUUACCCGAGGGAAUCACUCGUAACUCCAACGGUAAUGCGAAUAGUCUACCCAAAGAGCUCCAUCUGACUAUGAACAAAGGCGAUCAUGCUGGAGCGAUCAGUUUCUCAAAACCGGUUUACCUGGUUGUCAACAACAACACCAGUGUCGGAGCAACCUUACCCAGAACGGAUUACCUCAAUGUCAACAAUAAGAACACAGAUGGAGGAAUCAUGUUACCAAAUCCAGUUCAGCUCUCUGCUAAUUCUCAAGCUGCUGCCAAAUUGGGACCGGCGCAGAAUGCAGAAUGGGUUGGACAUGGGAUACGAGCAUACCAGCAGAUUUUACAAGAGAAACAACGAACAUUGACCUCUGCUCCUUUAGCUGUUCAAGUUGUCACAAAUUCUGAUUUGAUUACGACCACUCAGACGAGUAUAGCAAACCCUCCAGCAACUGAAAAGAUUGUGGUACCUACGAUGGAGAUUAAACCGGAGGACUUUGCUGUUCACCCAGCACAACCGUCAUCUAUGGAAAGCGCUAACAGUUCCGGAGGAAGUAACAACUCGUUAGUGCCUGCAGUUUCUCCUUGUAUAAUUCCGAUCUUCGGCAAUGCUGUGAUUAUGUGUGAACUCGAUGAAGUUACUUGCCCAGCUGAUACGUUUUGUCAGAUUGGGGAAGGGCAGAGUAUUUGUUGUCCUAAACCUCCCGAGCCAAAGUGCAGUCAAGCUCUUCGCCCCGGAGUUGGUGCAUCAGUGCUAUUCCGAUGGCACUUCAAUGCAGAGACCCAGCUUUGCCUUCCUUUCGCUUUUCGUGGAUUCCAAGGCAACGAAAACAAUUUUGCAACGCUUGCGUCCUGUAAAUUAGCAUGUCUAGCACCAAAACUAUGUGAAGGAGCUGUACCUGUUCCAGUCAAGAAUGGGAAUGAGAGCUGCUCAACUUCAAACUCUUGUCCAAAUGGCUAUAUAUGCAAAGUAAGCGAAGAUGGCAACUUAUCAGCGUGUUGUCCUGAGCCCGUACUCCCGCAGAAAACCAUGACGCCUACGGGACGUUUAGCUCGAAGUUGCCUCAUGACACAAGAUGCUGGCUUUGGAGUUGAAAGUAGUCAUCGCUGGUCGUUCGAUCCGAAAUCGUCUAAAUGUGUUUCUUUUAUCUACAAUGGUCACGGUGGUAAUGAGAAUAAUUUCCUGUCAAGGAGCGACUGUGAAUCUGCUUGCAAAACAGCUGACCCUUGCAAUGAGCCAGUAGUUAGUGGCACAGGAAACAAGUUUAUCUCUAAGUUCUUCUAUUCUAAGGAAUAUGGUCAAUGCCUGCAUUUUGUAUAUUCUGGAGAAGGUGGAAACUCCAAUAACUUCGCAAAUUUGCAAGAAUGCAUGAACACUUGUAUGUCGGAUAAUGCCCAGUUCAACUCUCAUGUAACCAUCAAUGAGCCAAAAUUUGAAUUUGCAUUUGUCCCACGUCCAGUCUGUCCACAUGGAGAUGUCACAACGUCGGGAGGAAAGCCGAUCGCCUGUGACUAUCGGAGGGGAACUGGUUGCCCUACUGGCAACGUCUGCACAUCUAUGGAUUUAGGAGCGUAUUGCUGCCAGGCGCCAGAGACGUUUUGUCUGCAACCACGUCCAGCUCUCUCGGUCUGCUUAUCGCCAAACUCAACUCCAGUACAACGGAUAGAAUUCACCUACGAUCCUCUGGCUGAUCGAUGUGUGAAGUUCAAUUACACAUCCUGCUCACCUUCUCUGAAUUUAAAUCAUUUUUCGUCUAGUUCACAGUGCAAACGACUUUGCUGUAAUCAGGGUUACGACCUCGUCUACAGGAAGCGGUUGCUUCAUAUGAACGACUCGCCGAUGGAAGUUUCUGAAGAUGAGCAAAGGCAUUGA
This is a messenger RNA of Cylicocyclus nassatus, 3738 nucleotides long. The record is from the annotation of a GenBank genome assembly. Lineage: Eukaryota; Metazoa; Nematoda; Chromadorea; Rhabditida; Strongylidae.